Messenger RNA from Dermatophagoides pteronyssinus (European house dust mite), 4831 nucleotides. RefSeq names its product transmembrane protein 94-like protein l(2)k05819. The record is from RefSeq and is a predicted model, not a curated record. Lineage: Eukaryota; Metazoa; Arthropoda; Arachnida; Sarcoptiformes; Pyroglyphidae.
UCUAUAGAUCAAUUAUGCAACAGAUUAUCGAUUUAAAUUUGAGAAGGUGAUGAGCCAAUACAAUGAUGAUUGUGAUGAUCAACAAAUGAUUUUGAAAAAUCAUCAACAAUGUUGGAAUAUUCGAGUGAUAUUACUGGUGGUCUUACGACCAAACAAGCUGUUUAUAAAUUGUAUAAAGAUAUUAAAGAAUUUCUCGAUGAUUUAGAGCAGCCUCAUUUAUACAAUGUUCAAUCAUGGAGAUAUGUUCUUAGUCAAGCGUAUUCAAUCAAAAGUAUACAUUCAACAUUUCGAUGGACAUCGAUAAUUUUUCUUAUUUCAUCGAUCAUAACCUAUUUGAUUGCAUUUGAAUUCGGUCAUUUUACUUCAUCCAUACCAUUAGCUAUUGAAAAUGUCAUCUUAGUAUUAGUAUUGAUAUUGAAUAUUGGAAUCAUUUAUUGGAGUUCGAAAUCUCGUCACACAGAGCUUUAUGACAAAGCAGUUCGAUUAGCCGAAAAAAUUCGUGAUUGUGCCAAUAAUGAACAAUUAAUGAAUCAAUGGGCGACACAUAUAUUCUAUGCUAAUUUAGCAACACCGGCUUCACCAUGUAUUUCGAUACAGCGAACAUAUCGUGAUGAUAAAUUAGUUAAUCUUCCUGUAUCACUUUUGGUUAAAGGUGAUGUGAUCUAUUUGGAACCUGGACAUAAAGCACCAGCCAAUUGUCGACGUAUCGAUAAAGUGAUUAAACGUGGCAAAAAGCUAAAUGAUUAUCAUUUUUAUGAUGGUGGAAAUGAUCAAUUUCCACACGCAACUUUAGAUCAUGCUUAUACCUAUGUAUUUCUCGAUGAUGAGAUUGGCAAAGAUGCUAUACUUCAUCGUGAUGAAAUAUUUGCGCCCAAGGUUGAUAAUGAACCAGAAACAUUUACCGUUCCAAGAUUUCGUAAAUCAUUAAAACCAAGUAAAUUUUUGCUCAUUGAAACACCCUAUGUUACGGAUUUAAAAACGGCAUUGUCACUACAAUCACAGCAUGGUCGAAAACCGACAGCGUUUGAGAAAGAAUUUCGAUUAAUUUUCGUUCGUUAUUUGGAACAUAUAUUGGUACCGAUCAUAUUCAUUAUCGUACUUGGUUUCAGUAUUGUACAUUAUUGUUAUGUGGAAUUUACUGGAAGUCAUUUCGAUACAACAGCAGCUACAAUAGCUUUGAUACUAUUACGACCGGUAAUGACUAUAUUACCAUUAUUACCAUUGGCAUUGCCAUCACUAUGGUUAAUUUUGAACGUUUAUGGUCUAAUUAGAUUGGAAAUAAUUUACAAAUAUUUUCAUAUGAACGAAGAUAAACUUUUAAAAUCUGGAAAAUCAUCGGAUUCAUUUAGGGAUUAUGAUUUAAAUACGAAUAUCCAUUUGACAGAAAAUCCUUUGUAUCAAAAUAAUUCUGCAAUUCGUCGCGAACAUCUUCUUGAAGAAAUUGAUCCAGAUCAAAUACGAAUGAUACCAACAGAAAAUUUAAUGUUACAAAAAAUUCUGAAAAAAAUUUUCUUUUUUUUCUCUAAUGAAAAUGGAAAUUUAUGGAGAACGGCCAAUCUAUUGCAUGUAUUGGGAAGUAUAACUGCCUUGUGUUGUGUAGAUAAAAAAGGUAUUCUUUCGUGGCCUAAUCCUAUCGCCGAUAAGGUAUUUUUCUUGUCAUCGGCUCAAAAUCGAAAGAAAAAUUCUACUGAAUACGAAAAUUUUAAUAACAAUGUUGAUAAUGAAUUUAACGAUUCAUCUUCAUACACUCAACAUAAUCAAAGCGGUAAACGGCAUUCAGUUCUUUCAAAUGUUUCUCGUGCUGAAUGUGUUCAACUAGAUAUAACACUUGAUCGUCGUAAUCCAUAUGGUUUACAAUUCGAUGAUAUUUAUUGGAAUCGUUAUCUUUCAAAUCUAAAACCACUGGGUUUGGCGAUUUUGUUGAAUACUUGUAAUCCUGCAACGCAAGAUGAAUUUAUUCGUUACAGUGAUCAUAUCGCGUGUGAAUCGCUUGCCAAUGAAGUUGCUGUUCCGGUCGUUAGUAAACGAUGUCUUUGUGAAUUAGCUAGACAAAUUGGAUUCACGGAAAAUGCAAUCAAAGAUUAUCAAUAUUGUUACCAGAUCGGCGUUUUUCGUCAUAUCCGUCCUGAAGUGAUCAAGAAAGGAAAAUUGGCAAAAUCAUUGAAUUUUUCUCGGCUACGAAUGCCAUUCCCGAAUAUGACCUGUGCGGUUAUUUGUGAUUCAUUUUCCAAUACUUGUCAGUUGCUUUCACAAGGGACUGGUGAUUUAAUCCUUGAUUCCUGUGCCGAAUAUUGGAACGGUCAAGGUUUGGUUUUGCUUACCGAUUAUGAGAGGAAAAAAAUUCUCGAUUUUUACCAAAGAUCUUCACUUACAUCUUAUUGUUGUUCAUUUUCUUACAUUCCUGUUAUCAAUGAAAGUGGAACAACAGCUAAUAAUUCGGAAACCUCUAAUUUUUAUAAAGAGUAUUAUGUUGAACUGCCACCGGACAGCAGUCAUUUGUUUCCAUCACAACGAAGUCUUGAUUCACAUUUUCGUGGCCUUGGAAUCGAUUCACAUUAUUCAUUUUCAAAUACUAGUCAUCAUAAUUUCGAUUCAUGCAAUGAAUCAUUCGAUCAUUCCAUGUAUUUAAAUUUGGAUUCUAAAUUAAUUGGACAUCAUCUAAGUACAGAUUCAAUUUCAAAACAUGGAACUUUUACACCUGGCAAUAAUAGUAAUAACAAUGAUUCGCCAUCAACUAGAUCUAAAAAAGGAUCAAAAGAAGAUCUAGAGAAACCUAUUGUGAACAAUGAUGCUACAGCUGCCGAACCAGAGCGAUCAUUUAAAGCGAAACCAAUUGUUCAUGAAACACAAACACAAAAAUUGGAUCAAACAAUGAAAAAAGUAAUCAAUGAAGUUUUCAUCGGUAUGGCUACAUUACAAUAUCAAGCUUGUUCGGAUUUUGUCCGUCUUGUAGAACUAUUAGAUACAGCUUGUAUUCGAUUUGUUCAUUUUUCAAAAGAAAAUGAACUAAGAAGUCGAGUGUUUUCGGAGAAAAUGGGGCUUGAAUCCGGUUGGAAUUGUCACAUUUCUUUGUUAAAUGAUUCGAUUGGACAUUAUAAUGCCAAUAAUGAUAACGAAUCAAGUGCCGAAAAUAGUGAGCAUAAAAAAUCAAAGCAUUCCGACAAUUCGGCAGCUCACAUCAAACAUAAGAUGAAUCAUCGAAUGUCGAUAACAAGUAUCAAUUCGUCUGACUAUUCAUCAAGUAGUGAUUCGGAAGAGGUUCCAAUUAGUCAUGAAUUGCCAAGACCACGACGUAAACUUAAUUCUGUUUGUUCGGAUCGUUCGGGCAGUUUUCAUAUUCGUCAUGGGUUAACUCGAGCAAAAGAGUUUCGAAGUUCAAGUAAAGCUUCGAAUACACAUCGUCAACUCUCACCAUCGCCCAGUCGUAAUACAACAGCCAGUACAAUGACCGAACACGAAGCACCCAUAACAUUCGAUAUGUCUAAUCGUGCCAAAUUACCCAAAGGAAUUGAUAAUAUUAGACCACAUCUGGAAAAUGUAGACAAUGUACCAUUAUUAGUAUCAUUGUUCACUGAUUGUACACCGGAAGCAACGAAAGAAAUGAUAAAAAUCAUGCAAGAAUAUGAUGAAGUUGUCUGUGUGAUCGGAAGCAUGGCUAAUGAAUCGAACAUGCCAAUUUUCAUGCAAGCUGAUGCCAGCAUCGGGAUUGACCCAAUGUAUCCACACGUUUGUAAGACUGAACCCGUUCGACCUAUUGAUCGAAUUCCGGUACCAAAUGAAUUUCAGUUUAUUUACACACCAACACAAUUAGCCAAUGAAUUAAUAGCCCUACCUUGUUCUAUGACCAUGGAACGACACAAUGCAAUCAUUUUUUAUUAUUUGAUAUUAAUUGCUCGUGAUUAUAUGAUGAGAAUGCGAAAUGUAUUUCAAUUUUUUCUCAGCUCUUGCCUAAGUAUUUCGUUAGCUCAAAUGAUUACUUCAUUAUUAUUUCUACCACCGCUUAUUUCACCUGGUAUUGUUCUAUGGCUUUCAAUGAUUGUCAUACCAUUCUUGAGCGUUUCACUUAUGGGCAUAAAACCAGAUCCAACCGUAAUGACUGUAGCUACCGGGAAAAAAUUACAUCUUAACAAAGAGUCGAUUGUUUAUUUUUUUCUUUGCUACAUAAUCAAAUUUACACCUUCAGUUGUUAUUUGUGUGAUUAUGUUUGCCAUCAUAAUUGGCACAUCAUGUGAACAGACCAAAGUUGGUCGAUCUACAUUAGGUCCAUGUUGGAUGUUUAGUGAUCUCAAGGCUGAUGGUGAUAUCAAAACGGAUCUAAUUUGGUCGUCUCACUUACUAAUCGGACAAACUAUUGCAUCGUUGUUCUUGGUUUUAUAUCUGGUGAUAAUAUCAAUUGGUUUCGUGCAUCGUAACCAUCUUUUAUGGCAACGAUAUCCAUUCGUUAAUUAUUGUUGGUUGGGGACGUCAGUCAUUUUGAUCUUUUGUCAUUUAAUCGUCUGUUUGAUUGAAAUCUACAUCUAUGUGCCUGAAAUAGAGAUAACUGAACAUUUCAUCGAGAUCAUUCCGUUUUACAUUUGGAUAAUUGGAUUUUCUUGGCCAAUUCUUUUGAUGACAAUCAAUGUUUUUGCUAAAAGAAGAGAGAUAAAAAUCAGUACUCGUCAACAACGUAGAGCUCGUUUAGAUUUUGGCACUAAGCUUGGUAUGAAUUCACCGUUCUAAUCACCCGAUCAUUUGUUGGAUAUCACCAUUGUCAUUCUCUAUUACUUUACGAAUGAAUAUCUUGCAUUUUAUAAUCCUGUUUUCAAAAUGUUCAAUUCAAAUCGUGAUUUUG